GCCUUUCCAUUUCCUCCCCCCAAUCCGCCCCUUCCCCCCCGCCCCGGGGGGCUCCGGAGGUGCGGCCGAGCCCCUCCGGCUGUGCCCGGCCCCCGCUGAGCCCCGCAGCCGCCCCGCAGCCGCCCCACAGCCGCCAGCCAUGGCCGCCCCCCUGGACCAGGCCAUCGGGCUGCUCGUGUGCAUUUUCCACAAGUACGCGGGGAAGGAGGGUGACAAGAGCACGCUGAGCAAGAGGGAGCUGAAGGAGCUCAUCCAGAAGGAGCUGACCAUCGGGCCGAAGCUGCAGGAAGCCGAGAUCGUCGGGCUCAUGGCAGACCUGGACCGCAACCAGGACCAGGAAGUGAACUUCCAGGAGUACGUCACCUUCCUGGGCGCCCUGGCCAUGAUCUACAACGAGGCGCUGCAGGAGUGCAAGAAGUAGAGCUGGGCUGCGCGGGGGCUCCCCGGCCGCCAAUAAAAUUCCUUUUUGUAACGUUUCA
This is a messenger RNA of Rhea pennata, 479 nucleotides long. Its product is annotated as protein S100-A6-like. Gene Ontology annotation, molecular function: S100 protein binding; calcium ion binding; calcium-dependent protein binding. Gene Ontology annotation, cellular component: nucleus; perinuclear region of cytoplasm. The record is from RefSeq and is a predicted model, not a curated record. NCBI's taxonomy places the organism in Eukaryota, Metazoa, Chordata, Aves, Rheiformes, Rheidae. The transcript has 2 exons. The coding region runs from base 140 to 421 and encodes 93 amino acids.